AUGCCCCGAGUCUCCGCACCCUUGGUGCUGCUUCCCGUGUGGCUUGUGAUGGUCGCCUGCAGUCCCCACUCCCUGAGGAUUGCUGCUAUCUUGGAUGACCCCAUGGAGUGCAGCAGAGGGGAGCGGCUCUCCAUCACCCUGGCCAAGAACCGCAUCAACCGUGCUCCUGAGAGGCUGGGCAAGGCCAAGGUUGAAGUGGACAUCUUUGAGCUUCUCAGAGACAGCGAAUAUGAGACUGCAGAAACCAUGUGUCAGAUCCUCCCCAAGGGGGUAGUCGCUGUCCUGGGACCGUCCUCCAGCCCCGCCUCCAGCUCCAUCAUUAGCAACAUCUGUGGGGAGAAGGAGGUCCCCCAUUUCAAAGUGGCCCCAGAGGAGUUUAUCAAGCUGCAGUCCCAGAGAUUUACAACCCUGAACCUGCACCCCAGCAACACCGACAUCAGUGUGGCUGUAGCUGGGAUCCUGAACUUCUUCAACUGCACCACUGCCUGCCUCAUCUGUGCCAAAGCAGAAUGCCUUUUAAACCUCGAGAGGCUGCUCCGGCAAUUCCUCAUCUCCAAGGACACGCUCUCAGUGCGGAUGCUGGAUGACACCAGGGACCCUACCCCACUCCUCAAAGAGAUCCGGGAUGACAAGACAGCCACCAUCAUCAUCCACGCCAACGCCUCCCUGUCUCACACGAUUCUCCUGAAGGCAGCGGAGCUAGGGAUGGUGUCAGCCUAUUACACGUACAUCUUCACUAACUUGGAGUUCUCGCUCCAGAGGAUGGACAGCCUCGUGGACGAUCGUGUCAACGUCCUGGGAUUUUCCAUUUUCAAUCAGUCGCAUGCUUUCUUCCAAGAGUUUGCCCAGAGCCUCAACCAGUCCUGGCAGGAGAACUGUGACCACGUUCCCUUCCCUGGGCCUGCGCUCUCCGCAGCCCUGCUGUUCGACGCCCUCUAUGCUGUGGUGACCGCGGUGCAGGAGCUGAACAGGAGCCAGGAGAUCGGUGUGAAGCCCCUGUCCUGCGGCUCAGCCCAGAUCUGGCAACAUGGCACCAGCCUCAUGAACUACCUGCGCAUGGUAGAAUUGGAAGGUCUCACCGGCCACAUUGAAUUCAACAGCAAAGGCCAGAGGUCCAACUAUGCCUUGAAAAUCCUGCAGUUCACGAGGAAUGGUUUCCGCCAGAUUGGCCAAUGGCAUGUGGCAGAUGGCCUCAGCAUGGACAGCCGCCUCUACACCUCCAACAUGUCCAACAGCCUCUUCAACACCACCCUGGUCGUCACCACCAUUCUGGAAAACCCAUACUUAAUGCUGAAGGGGAAUCACCAGGAGAUGGAAGGCAAUGACCGCUACGAGGGCUUCUGUGUGGACAUGCUCAAAGAGCUGGCGGAGAUCCUCCGGUUCAACUACAAGAUCCGCCUGGUUGGGGAUGGCGUGUACGGCGUCCCCGAGGCCAAUGGCACCUGGACAGGAAUGGUUGGGGAGCUGAUCUCUAGGAAAGCAGACCUGGCCGUGGCAGGACUCACCAUCACCGCUGAACGGGAGAAGGUGAUUGAUUUCUCGAAGCCAUUCAUGACUCUGGGAAUUAGCAUUCUUUACCGAGUUCAUAUGGGACGCAAACCCGGCUACUUCUCCUUCCUGGACCCGUUUUCUCCAGGCGUCUGGCUCUUCAUGCUUCUGGCCUACCUGGCUGUCAGUUGCAUCCUCUUCCUAGUGGCUCGGUUGACCCCUUACGAGUGGUACAGCCCCCACUCGUGUGCCCGGAGCCAGUGCAACCUCCUGGUGAACCAGUACUCCCUUGGCAACAGCCUCUGGUUUCCAGUCGGGGGCUUCAUGCAACAGGGCUCCACCAUCGCCCCUCGAGCCUUAUCUACUCGCUGUGUCAGCGGCGUCUGGUGGGCAUUCACGCUGAUCAUCAUCUCCUCCUACACGGCCAACCUGGCCGCAUUCCUGACUGUGCAGCGCAUGGAUGUGCCCAUCGAGUCGGCGGACGACCUGGCUGACCAGACGGCCAUCGAGUACGGCACGAUCCACGGAGGCUCCAGCAUGGCCUUCUUCCAAAACUCCCGCUAUCAGACCUACCAGCGCAUGUGGAAUUACAUGUAUUCCAAGCAGCCAAGUGUGUUCGUGAAGAGCACGGAGGAGGGAAUCGCCAGGGUGUUGAAUUCCAACUACGCGUUCCUCCUGGAGUCCACCAUGAACGAGUACUACCGGCAGCGGAACUGCAACCUCACUCAGAUUGGGGGCCUGCUGGACACCAAGGGCUACGGGAUUGGCAUGCCAGUCGGCUCGGUGUUCCGGGACGAGUUCGACCUGGCCAUCCUCCAGUUACAGGAGACCAACCGCCUGGAAAUUCUGAAGCGUAAAUGGUGGGAAGGGGGUAAGUGCCCCAAGGAGGAAGAUCACAGAGCUAAAGGACUGGGAAUGGAGAAUAUUGGUGGAAUCUUUGUGGUUCUUAUCUGUGGCUUAAUCGUGGCCAUUUUUAUGGCUAUGUUGGAGUUUUUAUGGACUCUCCGACACUCAGAAGCUACUGAGGUGUCCGUUUGCCAGGAGAUGGUGAUGGAGCUGCGCAGCAUCAUCUUGUGUCAGGACGCGGCCCACCCGCGCCGGCGGCGCGCCGGGGGGCCGCGGCCCCGGCCCCCAGGCCCGGAGGAGCGCCGGCCGCGGGGCACGGCGGCGCUCAGCAACGGCAAGCUGUGCGGGGCAGGGGCCGGGGAGCCCGACCAGCUGGCGCAGAGACUGGCGCAGGAGGCCGCGCUGGUGGCGCGCGGCUGUACGCACAUCCGCGUCUGCCCUGAGUGCCGCAGGUUCCAGGGUCUGCGGGCCCGGCCGUCGCCCGCCCGCAGCGAAGACAGCCUGGAGUGGGACAAGGCCACCAACAGCAGCGAGCCCGAGUAGCCCUCGCGGGGCCGGGCGCUCGGGGGCCAGGCACGGAGGCGGCAGGGCCGGUGGC
Messenger RNA from Pteronotus mesoamericanus, 2932 nucleotides. It is a transcript of the gene GRIK4, whose product is annotated as glutamate ionotropic receptor kainate type subunit 4. The coding region runs from base 1 to 2877 and encodes 958 amino acids. The transcript is spliced from 19 exons. Gene Ontology annotation, cellular component: kainate selective glutamate receptor complex; plasma membrane; presynaptic membrane. The record is from RefSeq and is a predicted model, not a curated record. Gene Ontology annotation, molecular function: transmitter-gated monoatomic ion channel activity involved in regulation of postsynaptic membrane potential; kainate selective glutamate receptor activity. Gene Ontology annotation, biological process: monoatomic ion transport; modulation of chemical synaptic transmission; synaptic transmission, glutamatergic. Lineage: Eukaryota; Metazoa; Chordata; Mammalia; Chiroptera; Mormoopidae.